UCGUUCGCUUGAACUAGAAACCUCUCUCUGUCAUUUUCUCACUCGCACACAGUCUCUCUCUCUCUAGGAGUCUUUUCUCUGCAAUCAAAGCAAAGCUUUCACUCUCUCACUUUCUCCGAAAACUGUCUCUCUUCCAAGUCUUCUUAAAUAGAAUAGACAAUGUAACCGUCUCUUCUGCAAAACAAUGCACCAUCAAUUCUCAAUAUCUCCACAGUCUUCUCUGAGUUUGACGCAUAGGAAAGAGGACGAAAAUUUAGUGGAAGAAAAACGGAAAAGUAGCGCGACUCUCGAGAUUCAUUUCUCAAAAUCCAUCUUCCUUUCCUCCUCUUCCUUUUCUGCUUUCUCCUUUGGAAGAUAGCUUGCUUGAGUCACUAGGUGGGCUUACUUGGAAAUUAAUUAAAAAGAAAGAAAAAAUGAAAGGAGAGUCCUUUGGUUUGAUAGUUGGGAUCUCACUUGGUUUAGUAAUAGGUGUGGUCUUAGCUCUUUCAGCGCUCUGCUGCUUUAUGUUCCAUAGGCAGAGAUCUCAGAUUGCCAACAACAGUAGUGCCUCCAGACGAACCUCAUCCCUUCCCAUCAGAGAGAACGGUGCUGAUUCUUGCACCAUUUUGUCUGAUUCCACUCUCGCUCCUGACUCUCCUGUUAAAUCCUCUUCCACCAAUGCGAGGUCUCUUUGGCUUGAUGGGUUUAUUAAGAAGACCAAUGUGGUCUCUGCCUCUGGCAUUUUGGAAUAUUCUUACAGGGAUUUGCAGAAGGCAACGUGUAAUUUCACGACUUUGAUAGGCCAAGGCGCUUUUGGACCUGUCUACAAAGCUCAAAUGUCCACCGGUGAGACUGUUGCUGUCAAAGUUCUCGCUACUGAUUCUAAACAGGGCGAGAAAGAGUUUCACACAGAGGUUAUGUUAUUGGGAAGGUUGCAUCACCGUAACCUAGUGAACUUGGUCGGCUAUUGUGCUGAGAAAGGCCAACACAUACUUAUAUAUGUCUAUAUGAGUAAAGGAAGCUUAGCUUCUCACUUGUACAGCGAGAAACAUGAACCCCUGAGCUGGGAUUUGAGAGUACAUAUUGCUUUAGACGUGGCACGCGGUCUAGAGUAUCUUCAUGAUGGGGCUGUUCCUCCUGUAAUCCACAGAGAUAUUAAAUCUUCCAACAUUUUGUUAGAUCAAUCCAUGCGAGCUCGGGUUGCUGACUUUGGCCUGUCUAGAGAAGAAAUGGUAAACAAACAUGCUGCCAACGUCAGAGGAACGUUUGGUUAUCUCGAUCCAGAGUACAUCUCCACAAGAACAUUCACCAAGAAAAGCGAUGUUUAUGGUUUCGGGGUUUUGCUUUUCGAGCUUAUAGCUGCAAGAAACCCUCAACAAGGUCUUAUGGAAUAUGUUGAACUGGCGGCGAUGAAUGCAGAGGAGAAAGUUGGGUGGGAAGAGAUUGUGGAUUCGAGGUUAGAUGGGAGGUUUGAUGUACAAGAAGUGAAUGAAGUUGCGGCUUUUGCGUAUAAAUGCAUCUCUCGUGCACCCAGGAAACGUCCCAACAUGAGGGAUGUUGUUCAGGUUUUGGCACGUGUUGUCAAGGUGAGACAUUCCAGAUUACGUCAGAAGAUGUCUCCCUUGCCUUCUCCGUGUCUUCCUACGGUGGAGUCAAGUGGUGAGCAGACCGGGAAUAGAUCUGUUCGAUCGGAAAAGCAUAGGAGAGAUAAUUCCGCGGAGAGUAUAGUUGAAGACUAGUGAUUUACUUGUUGAAACAAAACGUGAUGGAAGUUUAUAAGUAUUGCCAUAUUUUUUAAUUGAAUUUUUGUUGUCUUUUAGGAGUGUUUUAGGAUGAUUUGUAGAUUUUGUUAGCAGGAAUACACUGAUGUUGAUGUUUAUUACAUUUGGUUUAUAAGGGUUGUCUAUGUCCGUCU
Messenger RNA from Raphanus sativus (radish), 1894 nucleotides. RefSeq names its product calcium/calmodulin-regulated receptor-like kinase 1. Lineage: Eukaryota; Viridiplantae; Streptophyta; Magnoliopsida; Brassicales; Brassicaceae. The record is from RefSeq and is a predicted model, not a curated record. Gene Ontology annotation, molecular function: ATP binding; protein kinase activity. Bases 414 to 1718 code for a protein of 434 amino acids. Gene Ontology annotation, biological process: protein phosphorylation. The transcript has 9 exons.